AUGUCGUGUAUUCGUUUAUUGUUGGUUGCGACAUUGCUCAGUGUGUGCUCGGCCAGUGCGCUCACGUUUGUUCUGGGAGCGCAGGAAAAAUCGUGCUACUACAUCUUCAACGAGAAGCCCAAGUCCAACAUCGGAUACUACUUCGCCGUGCAAGCAGGUGGAUCUUUUGACAUCGAUUAUACCGUGAAGUCACCAGAUGGAAAGAUUAUAGUCAAGGAGGACAAACAAAGACAAGGUGAUUGGGUGUUUCCAGCAGAUCAGGUUGGAGAAUACGAAUUCUGUUUUGCCAAUGGUAUGUCUACGUUUGCAGAGAAGGUGGUGGAUUUCGAGAUCAAGAUAGACAACGAUUUCAAGGCCUCUUUACCCAAGGCCCCAGAGAUGGCGUAUGCUGUGGAGGGUUUGCAAAAGUCGAUCGAGACUAUUGAGACCAAGUUGACGGAGCUUUCGCAGAAUCUGCAGUACUACAAGACAAGGAACAACAGAAACCAGUCGACGGUAAAAUCUACCGAAUCCAGAAUCUUUUAUUUCUCGAUUUUCGACGUGUUGUUGAUGUGUGGAAUGGCUGGUUUGCAGGUUGCAGUGGUUCAGUUGUUCUUCAAAGGUUCUAGAAAGCAGCUUGUGUAA
This is a messenger RNA of Kuraishia capsulata CBS 1993, 624 nucleotides long. RefSeq lists its product as uncharacterized. The coding region runs from base 1 to 624 and encodes 207 amino acids. The transcript has a single exon. The record is from RefSeq and is a predicted model, not a curated record. NCBI's taxonomy places the organism in Eukaryota, Fungi, Ascomycota, Pichiomycetes, Pichiales, Pichiaceae. Gene Ontology annotation, biological process: protein retention in ER lumen; endoplasmic reticulum to Golgi vesicle-mediated transport; intracellular protein transport. Gene Ontology annotation, cellular component: COPII-coated ER to Golgi transport vesicle; endoplasmic reticulum; endoplasmic reticulum-Golgi intermediate compartment.